CAAACGAGACAUGGACUUGUAUUAACGCGGUCGUUCGGUGCUCUGUCCACUUAACGACAGUCUGCGCGCGGACGAAGCGCAGCCUCGAUGAGCUUUCUUUUCGGCCGUGGUCACAAACACACGCAGGCUACGAAAUAAGAGAACGCUGCACUUCACUUGCGUUACAGUUAAAAACGCGCAGCCGUCGUCGCCAGUCAGCCAGUUCCUCCGUGGUCGCAGGUGUCCAGAUACUCUAAAAGCCGCAUCUGCCGGCUAAUUCCCAAACCAGCUCACACUUCCUGUGUCUUUACUUCGUUGGCCGCCGUUGGAUAUUAUGUGCUUUAUAUGACAAACCGCUGCGUUUAAAGGUUGUGCUGCAUGUAACGUAAGACGUCAGUGGAGCCGUAGGCUGUGUGAUGAACCAUUUCCUCGAUUAUGUCUCUGCAUUUUAUGAGAUGAUUUCCGUGCUGAACUGAAGAAUCACCUGCACAGUAAAGACAUGGGUCUCGGACAGUCCAGCAAAACACCUGUCGCCACGGACAAUGAAGACGUGAACUUUGACCACUUCCAGAUCCUUCGGGCCAUUGGGAAGGGUAGUUUUGGAAAGGUGUGCAUUGUGCAGAAGAGAGACACCAAGAAGAUGUACGCCAUGAAGUACAUGAACAAGAUGAAGUGCGUGGAACGGAACGAGGUCCGCAACGUCUUCAAGGAGAUGCAGAUCAUGCAGAACCUGGAGCACCCCUUCUUAGUCAACUUCUGGUACUCGUUUCAGGACGAGGAGGACAUGUUCAUGGUGGUGGACCUGCUUUUGGGAGGGGACCUGCGGUACCACCUCCAGCAGAACGUGCACUUCUCAGAGAGCACGGUCAAGCUGUACGUGUGCGAAAUCGCCCUGGCGCUGCAAUACCUGAGGAGUAAACGCAUCAUACACAGGGACAUCAAACCAGACAACAUUCUGCUGGAUGAAGACGGCCACACGCAUCUGACGGACUUCAACAUCGCCGCCGUGGUAAAGGACGACUUGCGAGCCACGUCCAUCGCCGGGACAAAGCCAUACAUGGCUCCCGAGCUGUUCCAGCCCUUUGAGGGGACCCAUCCCGGCUACUCCUUCUCAGUGGACUGGUGGUCUCUGGGCAUCACAGCUUACGAGCUCUUACGAGGACAGAGGCCCUACGUCAUGCGGUCCAGCACUCCGGCCAAUGAGAUCUUGCAGACCUUCCACAACGUCCACGUCAGCUACCCGGCCGCCUGGUCCACGGAGAUCAAGUUCUUACUGGGAAAGCUGCUGCAGGUGAGCGUGGAGAAGCGCCUCUCCAGCCUGUCCGAGCUGCAGGAUUUGGAGUACCUGUCUGACGUCAACUGGGACGCCGUCCUGGCCAAGCAGGUCCCGCCGGGAUUCAUUCCCAAUAAGCGCCGGCUGAACUGUGACCCCACCUUCGAGCUGGAGGAGAUGAUCCUGGAGUCCAAACCGCUCCAUAAGAAGAAGAAGCGCCUGGCGAGGAAGACGAAGGAGCAGGGCUCCAACAGCUCGCCCCAGACGGACAAACUGCAGCAGCGCCUGGAGAACAUCCAGAGAGACUUCAUCGUCUUCAACAGAGAGAGAUUAAGGAGAGCCAAGGAGGACGAAGAGGGCAACGACAUCAGCGCAAAAGAAAAAUAUGACAUCAUCGAAGAUGGACAGAACAAUAACAUAGACCCUGCGUCCUACGUAUCAGGAUAGCAACCUGCGUUAAUGGAGUCUGUGUUGCCUGGCUACAGAUCUUAAAAUGACCAGUGCUGCCCCCUACUGGUGGAUCAGGUCCUGGACUCCCGGACCCAGGAAGGGGGGGGAAUGUGACCCGCUCAGAUCACAGAACCUUUGAGGCGUCCGACCCGAUUGGGUCUACCGCCAAAACCCUCUGCCUUGGCAUUAGAGAAACCGCGCUCAGGAAUGUAAUUGGGUUCUGACUUCAGACCGUGCUUUGUAAAUGCCUCACUGUGCAAUCAACUGCUUAGUGCUAUUUAGAGCUGGGUUGUCCAAUCUAGCCCAAAAAGGGCCGGUGUGGAUGCAGGUUUUGGUUAUAGCCCAGCGGUAUACUUACGUCUACUUAUCAAGCUCUUGAUUGGAGACCAUUAUUAGGUAAUUAGGUGAAUCAGGUGUUGUAGUUGCUGGGCUAAAACAAAAACUGGCACCCCCACCAGCACUUUGCAGAUAAUUCGGACACCCCUGCUGUUUUUUUA
Molecule: messenger RNA, 2199 nt
Organism: Anguilla anguilla (European eel)
Lineage: Eukaryota; Metazoa; Chordata; Actinopteri; Anguilliformes; Anguillidae
Gene: stk32a
Product: serine/threonine kinase 32A
Exons: 13
Coding region: 479-1699 (406 amino acids)
Biological process (GO): regulation of signal transduction; G protein-coupled receptor signaling pathway; protein phosphorylation
Molecular function (GO): ATP binding; G protein-coupled receptor kinase activity; G protein-coupled receptor binding
Source: RefSeq, a predicted model, not a curated record